AUGACCUCGCACGCUUCACCACGUCUUCACCAAUGCUUCACCACGCCUCGUCAGACCUUGCCACACCUCUCCACGCCUCGUCAUGACACACAACCCACUAGCACGCUCGCCACGCACUCGUCACGCCUCGUGCGCCACGACUCAAUAACUACUUCUGACAUGCGCUGCGCGGGCUGCCGUUCGGUGCGGGACAGGCUGACGCACCCGGUGCACGUGUACGAGGGCGACGACGCGCUGGUGACGUGCGUGGUGCGCGACGCCGGCGACAACACGGUGCUGUGGAAGAAGGAGGACCGCGAGCGGCACUCGCUGCGCGUGCUCACCGCGGGCGAGGCGCGCGUCACCGCCGACCGCCGCUUCGACGUGCUGCACGACGCGGGAGGUGACGUGUGGGUGCUCGUUAUCAAGGAGACAAAGGCGGCCGAUGCAGGCAUAUAUGUGUGUGAAGUAAACAGCAAUCCAGUGGUUCGUUCCUUCCAUAAACUCAGCGUGCUGUCGCGGGCGCUGCAACCGCCCCCGGAGAACGGCACGGGCGGCGCGGGGCUGCUGGGCGCCGGCGCCAGCGACGCGGCGCGCUCCGCCGCGCAGCGCCACAACUACACGGCGUGCUGCGCCGCGCGCAACGUGUCGGCGGCGUGCUUCGGCUUCUGCGCCGUGCAGAGCAUCCUGCAGGGCAACACGGGCCAGGACCCCGAGCGCUGCGAGAAGGACUUCCCGGACAUCGUGCGCUGCAUGGCA
This is a messenger RNA of Gryllus bimaculatus (two-spotted cricket), 738 nucleotides long. Lineage: Eukaryota; Metazoa; Arthropoda; Insecta; Orthoptera; Gryllidae. The record is from the annotation of a GenBank genome assembly.